AUGGCCCGAGGAGUGGUGGCGAUUCUUUCCACCCCUCCGUUGCGCCCUUUGCUGUUGCUGCUGUUGCUGCAUGACGCUUUCUCGCGCCGUCCCGCAUUCCUACCCCCACCCCGCCGCACAACGGGGCCUUUCAUUUUUCCAGAAAAAAAAUCCCCUCUUAUGUACGCUCCACCAUUAUUCGCUCCGAAACCAGGCUGGUUCGCCAAACCUGAAUACACGACAGCGACAUUGUACGAGGAAAUCAUCAAGAAGUGCGAAACCAACUCAUGCGGCCAGGAUGCGCUAUUCAUGAUUUGCAAGUUGGCCAACAACCCGCAAGAAGCGCGUAUCGUACUCAAUGCCUUUGCGGCCGUACGCGCGAGCCUUGUACGACAGGGCAAGUUCAAGCCGUACGGCGAGCGGUUGGCUGUGGAGUUCGUAAAC
Messenger RNA from Volvox carteri f. nagariensis, 423 nucleotides. RefSeq lists its product as uncharacterized. The transcript is spliced from 3 exons. The record is from RefSeq and is a predicted model, not a curated record. NCBI's taxonomy places the organism in Eukaryota, Viridiplantae, Chlorophyta, Chlorophyceae, Chlamydomonadales, Volvocaceae. The annotation marks the transcript as partial.